Molecule: messenger RNA, 485 nt
Organism: Saccostrea cuccullata (small rock oyster)
Lineage: Eukaryota; Metazoa; Mollusca; Bivalvia; Ostreida; Ostreidae
Exons: 4
Coding region: 1-441 (146 amino acids)
Source: RefSeq, a predicted model, not a curated record
AUGGCAGCAGGCAGCAUCUCGUAUAGUCCCAUUUUCCUUUUGGUUGUAGCAGCAGUGGUCUUUGGAGGACAUCACCAUCAUCAUAGAUCCACCACUACCCCCAAGCCCACCACCCCAACUACGACACAAAAACCGACCCCCGAGUCCUUCGAAUACGGCUACACAUUCUACUUUUAUGAUCCCAUUUCUCAUUACAUAUGCUCUAUCCACGUGACGAGAUUAACUAGAUUAUGUAUGUGUUACCAUGUACCAUACGAUGAACGGGAUACUGUGCAUGAUCAACAAACUGCUAUAAACAUCGAGAAAAGGAUGUAUGCCUUGUAUGCUGCUGGACACCACACCCCAAUGAACGAUCUUCAGUACUAUAGCAAGACCAACUACGACAUGUGUAUCGACCACGGCAGGCACCUCAACACCACUAUAGAGCUUGUAUAUCCGUAAUAGGUCAUUAAAAUAUAUUUACACUUAUAGACAAUAAACGUCAU